Hydractinia symbiolongicarpus is the source of this 1079-nucleotide messenger RNA. RefSeq lists its product as uncharacterized. The transcript is spliced from 2 exons. NCBI's taxonomy places the organism in Eukaryota, Metazoa, Cnidaria, Hydrozoa, Anthoathecata, Hydractiniidae. The record is from RefSeq and is a predicted model, not a curated record. The coding region runs from base 236 to 1024 and encodes 262 amino acids.
UAAGUAAAAUAACGUCAAACUACAACAAUAAACAGAGAUUCACAAGUGAACUACCCAGAAAAAUGGAGAUUAAGAGGGUUACAAAUAAAUGAAGACAAAACAGAGGAAUAUAAAAUCAGUGGUUGCUACGUCGCUAUCAAAUUGGAAGCCAUUGUUAUGUUACCUAUGUGACUGAAAUACGACAGCGCAAUGACUUCAGCUGGUAGACAACCAAACGUACCGCGCGCAAAAAAAGAUGCGACUACUUCCUCAUCUGCAGUAUCAAACACCAACUCAUUAUCUAGCGAAUUAUAACAUUCGGGAUAUUAAGAAUUCGCUUUCAGCUGAAUCACAAGUCGUGUAUGUCAAGUCAAAAGGUCUAAUUCUCAAGGGUGAACUCAGAGGAUGCAGCAUUUUACAUUGGAAUAUAAAUAAAUCAGAACAAAGUUUUGUACGUACCGAAGUAGGUAAUACAUCAAAUUGUGAACAUAUGGUUGGUUAUGUAAUUCCAAAUAGAGCUUUGCUUAGGACAAAUGAUAAAGAACAAGUAAAUAUCAAUUUUUCCUGCUUGGCCCAAAGUAUUCCAAGAUGGGGUUGUUGUAAACUUGAUGUAGGAGACAACGAAGUCUCAGAAGUCCCAAAACAGCAUGAAAUCGUCCUAGUUGUAAUACGCGAUAGGAUUUGGAUAGGAAGUUUUCUCGACAAAGAAAAUAAUGUGUACAAAAAGUUGCGUCAUUUAAAGGACGCGAUGAACAAGAAAUCUCAAACCUCAACAACAAAAGAUAAUAAUCAAGUUCAACUUCCUGACGGUAGUGAAGGAGACAACGCAUGCGCCGAAAACAAUCAAUCUUUUAUCGGUAUAAAGCAACACAACCAGCUGAUGCAAGAUAGCACGACAAAAAUCAAAGCACUGAAAGAUAAAUUGAAGAAGAAGAAUCGUUUGUUGUCAGCUGUGGUUGAACAAAAAAAGAAGAGAAGAAUUGAAAAGUUUAAAGCCGAAUUGAGAAAAAUUAAUGCAAGGAGUAAAGAGACAAAUAUAAAUUAAUAUCUGGUUUUGCUUGUACCUAACCUUGCCCACACCAGCUGCCUUUCAAUGCUGU